AUGGAUGGCGUUGCAACCCGGGACAGAAAACCAUCCAGUCUUACAGGGAUUAUGGGGAGACAAACAUGCCACCAUGUCGAACAGGAUACUGAAAUACUGGAACAAUUAUUGGAGGUACAUUUUGAGGGGUUGAAUCAACCUGUCGAGCCGCCUAAAGUUGACCCGUCGAAAUUCUGCGACGACAUCUGUGGAUGGCUUCCAGACCCCAACGUGCAAUUCAGAAGACCGGAAAAACUUAAAAACAACUCUACAGUACGGCCGAUCUCCUGUAGAAAGCCACGGCAGGUGAGCAAUCGUGAGAAUUUUCAGUUUAUUCACCACAGCGACUCAAAAAGAUACAUUGAACAGUACAGGAGGCUACAUACGUGUGGCGGUCCUCUGGAGAAACUAACACAGGACACACAGGGAAAGGACACUUCGAUAUAUUAUACGCCGUUGGAUCAACACCGCGAGACAAAUGGGAACACAAACAGUUAUAAACACAGUCACAAGACGCAUACCCCAACCGUGAACAGGGCGCCUUUAAACUAUGUUGCUACUCCAAGGGAUAUAGCUCCCUUUGACUGCCUAGUCAAGCCGUCUGUGACUCAGUACAAACCUAUGUACAAUAUUCAAUCUAGUAGUCCACAUGAAGCUGACACUGGGACAGGCAACAACAAUAACAACAACAGUGACAGCGGCACCAGUCGAAGCAGCUCUUCUGAAACGUCGUGCAAGUGUGCCUAUAUUAACAGUAAUGGUAUGGUGUUCUCUUUGCCUAAGCCCAGGCUUUACGUGGCACCUAAAUCUCCCUCGGGCAUCAACGUAAGUGCACCCCCUGGCGGGUUAGGUCGAUCGCCUCAUCGACAGUCACCACCGAAUGGAUUUUCAUUCGAUAGAAACAUUGGAAAACUCACUUCUACUGUUGGACGUACACUGACUGAGAAAUUGCUGGAGAAUGCCGAAAAUAGUCGCGGUAGUAGUAAAGACAUGACUGCGACUGGUUACAAUAUUAUGACGGUAGACAAGAAGAUGUGGUUUGAUACAAACACUGGAAAAGCUUACAUGAGCUUGUCAACCCGAUACAUGCCAACAAGGAAAUGGUAACCAUGGUAACGAAUUGUGACUGUUCUAUCCGAACGUUCAUUGACCAUUUGGAGAAAUUCACUCAUCAGCAAUGUGCAAUGAGACUGUAUACUGAUGAACAUGCUGAUUUACGCCCGCCCUCCAGGUGCACGCCCGUCCCUCUAAUGAGACCAGGAAGUUUACGUAAGGUCAUCCCGCCAUCAAUGGAGUCGUUGACUCGAUCUCAGGAACUAGAAAUCUUACGCGUAGCCCAAGGCAGGUCAAGGCCUCUGCGGUUGGACGACCACCAGCCUACGAAAUGUGGGCUGCUGAUCGGCAAAAAACGGAACAACGAGCCCGCGACAGACAGUUGCAAACCAAGGGAACAGUAUACAAACAAGUAUUGGCACCAAAAGUUAACGGGCCGAGUCGAGUCUUUUGCGCAAAGGGUGGCGGCUGGAAAACGUAUACUAACCGCCACGCAGGUUCCAAACAUUUCUGUUCGACGUUGCCGCCCGAGAUGUGGCAAGCGACGUCGGAACACUUAACAGUCUCCGAGUUGUUCAGGGAGGAGGUCCGGAUGAGAUGGGAAGAAAGUCUCAAACAAAUGAACCCUCAUCACAAAGUUAGGCGAAAACGUAGGAAGUCAGGCAA
Molecule: messenger RNA, 1698 nt
Organism: Saccoglossus kowalevskii
Lineage: Eukaryota; Metazoa; Hemichordata; Enteropneusta; Harrimaniidae
Source: RefSeq, a predicted model, not a curated record